Naegleria gruberi is the source of this 2064-nucleotide messenger RNA. RefSeq lists its product as uncharacterized. Lineage: Eukaryota; Heterolobosea; Eutetramitea; Acrasida; Naegleriidae. Gene Ontology annotation, cellular component: cytosol. Bases 1 to 2064 code for a protein of 687 amino acids. Gene Ontology annotation, biological process: regulation of Golgi organization. The transcript has a single exon. The record is from RefSeq and is a predicted model, not a curated record.
AUGAGCGCAUCUUCAUCUAGUGGCUCUCUCACACCAAAAAAUCAAAUCUCCUCUUUACAACAAAUAACUAGCACUAAUGGAUCAUCGGGAGUGUUCCGAGAGAAGUAUAUAGCCAUGAUCGAGACAAUCUUUAACUAUCGGGAUGAAACUAACAAACCUUUCGAAAAGCCAGAUUCUUAUUGGGAUGAACUGUUCUUGUUGAAAAUUAAUAUAGGAUUUUUGGAAAAUACCAUUGUACUACAAACUGAGGAGGAAUUGAUGAAUAUAGAACAAACGAUAUUGAAUCCAUUUUGUUUGAAGUGCCUAUUUUACUUGAAUGAUGAUUCACAAAUUAGAAGGGCCAAUGCCAUUCAAACACUUUGUAUAAUAUUUAAAGGAUUAUUUUCGAAAAAGUGGAAUAAUUUUAGUGUGAGAAUAAUGAGUUUGGUUUGUGGAUUCCAAAGUGCUGAUGAAUUUUUUAAAAUCCUCCUUUCCAAGAGUUGUCAAUUACUGUUAAAAGAUGUUAAAAAGGUUAAACAAAUGACUCUUGCUUUAUUUAUUAUUUUACUAACAGGAGCAGAUAAUGCCAAUCAAAAUGCUAUUAUAGAUUACUUUACUCUAGUUGAUGUGUUUGAGCCACUACUCUUUGUUAUUGAAGACCCUUCAUUUUCAGGAAAGAUGAAAAAGAAUGCCAUUAUUUGUCUUUCACUACUUUGCAACUAUAGAAAAUACGAAACUGAUAACAAGUAUAUUGCUCACAUUGGCUCUAUUCAAAAACCAUCUUCAAUGAUAGCACUUGCAGAUGUUAUUACCAAAUUUUUAUUGGUUUGGAAUGAGGAUUUUGAAAAAUCAAUAGAACAACCAGGAAUUGUAAAUUAUGUAUGGUCUAGUAUAUUUGGCUCCUCAACUGAACAAGUUAGUAAGAAAGCAAGAAGUGUUAAUGAAAUCUCAGGAUCCCUACUCUUGCUCUAUGAACUUGCCAAUCAUAAUAAGGAUUUUGUAGGCUCAAUGACAAGAUCACUUGCUCAAAUAUCUGAUGAAAAAACCGACUCUCCAAAGAGAAAUAUCAAGGAUCAACUCGAUGAAUUGCAAAAAACCAAAACAACUAAAUUGUGCCCUCUCAUUUUCCAAGAAUUUUUGAAAUUUACCUCAAUUCUAUUCCAAGAACCAUUCUAUACCACCAAACAUGUCAAUAACAAUAGCACACUCUCAAAGACUUCAGAAGAUAUUACCAGCCAGUACUAUACACAUUUUUGUUUAUUAGUGAUAUUAUGUUUAAUUGAAAAGAAAGUUUUUAGAAAGUACAUUUUUGAUAUUAAUACGAAACUUGAUUUUUUCCUAUUCAAAAAGGAAAAGGCAGUCUUUGUUAAGAAUCAAUAUAAUGGAUACGGCACACUUGCCAAGGUACUUAUGGAAUUACUAAUUGAUUUCAUAUUCCAUCACCUUCAGAGAAAACAUUUUCCAGUCGAUUUAGCAAUGAGAGCCCUCUCUGCAAUCCAUUUACUGAUUUGUCAAAGUAGAAAGUAUCGUGUCAGAUUUGCUGUUGAUUGGGAUACACUAUGGAAGGCUCUCACAAUGAUUUGUGAUAUUAUUGCCAAGGAUAAUUGUAGUAAGGAUAAGGAAAAGGCAUCUCAACUAUUGGAAAAGGUUUUGAAAUUGUUUAAUCUUGGUAUUCUUAAAGGAGAGGCCUUCUUACCAACAAGAAAACAUCAUGAACAAAUGAUUUAUCAUUUUGUAAGACAAAGUGCUGUAUUUGAUGAGCUAUUGGAUUGGAUGGAGAGAAAUUUGAAAAAGGUCAAUACUAAUAGACAAUUACUUACAAACGUUUCAAUGAUUAUUAGUGAAAUAGGAGAGGAAAUUUACUCUAAGUACGGAAAUUACCCAUCAGAGGACCAAGUUUUUACUAUUAUUAGAGAAUCAUAUCCAAAACUGAAACUCAAUGAUUUCCAAACACUUGAAGAGGUUGACGAAUAUGUGGAAAAUCCAAACGAAGUGACAUUCUUUUCUCAAUUAUUACGUGUAUUUAUUUUUGAUUGUAAACAAUUGGUAAAUAGCUCAUUCCAAAAGAAUAAAAAUACAAAUUAA